UCAAUUCUUAACAAUACAAGCAUCUUUUGCAUGCCAGUAUUGUUUUUCUUUUACAGAAAGAUUCUUCCUGCUAGCUCCCAACUGCCAUUAGAAUAUUGUGAUGAGCAAGAAAAGAAAACAUGACAAGAGAAAGCAGCAGCUGUAUUGCAGAGCCAAUUCAUUCACACUGCAGCUUUAUGGAAAGAUGCAAAAUUUUUGGUAACUGAAAACUUUUGCUCCCCAGCAAAGCACUUCUAAGCCUCCCCCAAUCUCUACCAGCCAUGACAGGUGGCAGAGGUCAUUAAGUGCAGGCUGACUGGUGAAGACUGAUAAAUACAACACACACACACACAUUUUCUGCAUGAAGAUGGUCUGGUCUUGAGUCUGAGUUGAUGAAUAACUACAGGGAACUAAAGAGAAUAAUUUGCAGCAAGGUUCCAAGCCAAUGUUGCCUGACUCUUAGUGGAUUAACCUCCUCCACCUCCCUCCAAGUAUCCUCAAAUAUGUUUCAAAUAUCUUAAAACAUGAAUAUUAAAGAAUAUACAGUGGGGUUCUCAGUGCUCUCUGAGCUUGGUGGUUUUCUUGCAGAUGUUUCAUUACCAAACUACUACUAAUGUGGCUGUCCCCUAGGAGCAAAGAAGCUGAGAAUCUACUAGAGCAAGACAAGAGACAAGGGAAGAAAAUACCAUUAAUUAUGAAUUCAUCCAACUAUUCUUCACGGAACAAAUCUGAUUUAAUACAAACACUAAUAGCAGUAAAAACAGGCCUUUAUUUCAUUAAUUUCACCUUCACUACCACUAUGAGUAUAUUGAUAAUUAACAUUAUAAGACAGAAUUACAAAAUGAGGAAAGAAGUCAGAUACUUCUUUCUUUGCCACCAUCUCAUCGGCUGUACUUUAUUCUGUGCUUUUGGCGUUAUAAGCAAUGCAAUUCAAACAUCCCAAGUACAAACUCUCUGGGUCUGGAUCAUCUUCAGGGUACAAGCAGCAACUGCAGAAUCAGUCCUCAUCACUUUAGCUUUGAUGGCCCUCAAUACCUGCCUUGCAGUUUGCUGGCCUUUGAGAUACUUGGCCUUUGUGCACUCAGUGAAAAACAAAGUGACAGCAUCUAUUUGGAUUGGGACUAUAUUCAAAUCUACAUUAUUGAUCAUUAUUGAAGGUAUAGACCAGAAUCCAGAGGAAAUUUUUGAAGAGGAACCCUCUUGUCCUACUAUGCUUGGUGGCAAUUUUGCAAAAAUAUCUGGUCUUCUUCUCGUAUCACUUCUUGCAGCUGCCAUAAUGACAGGUUACAUCUUAUUGUGCAGAGAAGGAAAACUUUCUGGUCAUUUUAAUUCUUCAAAUAAGAAAGCCAGAAAAACAAUUAUUAUUCAUGGCUUGCAGAUGAGUUUUCAUAUUCUUCCACCUUUGAUUAUUGGAGCCAUUGGAAAAGGAACAGAACACACAGAAAUAAAAUUUGGAGCUUUUGUGGUUUUUUCCUUUGCACAAAGCUUUAGUCCCGUGGUUUAUGGACUUCGUAAUAAGGAAAUGCUGGAGAAACUAUGCAUCAAAAAAGAAGGAACUCAAGACAAUAACUUCUUGGUAAAUAAUAAUAGCAACCCACUGCAGCUUCAAAUGACUGAAAAUCCAGUAAAUGGAAGAACAACUUUUCUAUGUAAUGUAUAAAUGUCUUAAAGGCAAGUAAUAUUAUAUCUAAUAAAUUGGGUGUUUUAUGUUUCUGAAUAUAUUUCUGGAUUAUAACUCUUGGAUACUUCAGAAUUAUAUAAAACACAUGCAAUGAUUCAACUCAACUGAAUAUUCAAAGUUAAAAAGUUAUAUUGGGCAUUUCAAGGCCAGUGAAAUAGCCUAUGCACAGCUCAAUGAAGAUUCAUGACCGACUUGGGAAAACAACCACCAUCUGCAGAUUCCUCACUUAUCUGAGAAGAGGGCAGCCAAUUUGUUGGUUCACAGAAAUACUGUUACUAAGAAACUAAAAAAGUCUCUGUCUUAAUCAAAUUGGUUUCUAAAGUGAAAGUAAUUCUGUUAAUGAAUAUUCUCUAUUCUUAUCUCAUUUAGUUUCAGUGGAUUAUACUUUUAAUCAAGGGCUUGGCUGAAAUACCCAGUUGGGAUCUUGGAGUGCUGCAUUUUUACUUUAAAAAAGGGUUGAGCACAAAUCUGGGUCCAUAUGGAGUCCCAAGUCUUAUUUUCUUCAGCCUCAAAAUACUUCCAGAUCACUCUGCUCAAAUGUGAUGGUAUUUGGUGAACAAUAUUUUUCAUACUGCAGCUGGAGCCAUAUAUUCUUUCUUUGGACAGUUUAUACAUCUAGCCUUCUAAUCUGAUACUUGUAAAUGUCAAUGCAUUUACAGAGGUACCUACAAUUAGUUGGUAUCUACUUCUUUACUGCAUUAUGAGUUGCUUUAGGGCUGCUAACUCCCUCUCAUGCUUUUUCUUCUAUUUUCUCUGGUCUUUUACAUCACCUCCAAAGUAUUAGCAUUACAGUACUUAGAAAUUCAAACUAGAAUUGUACAAAUCUACCAUCACUGGUAAAUUUAGGGAGUCAUAACUCUGAGGACCUCAAUCUUGUUCUAUUUGUAUUUCAACAUAUUGGCUAAUUAAAAAUAACCGGGUAAUUGCCAUGCUGCAAAAUAAAUGCAUCUAAUACUUCUUUAUUUUCAAGGUUGCUUCUGAAUCCUAUAAGAUCCAGAAAGUAAAAAUGGCAAUGGGGUGUACCCUGAUACUUGGUUUUGAAGAACAUCAAAUAUCUGGGCUUUAGAGUGGGAGAAAAGAGAGAGAGAUAAAAUAAAAACUAUGCUGGAAACAU
This is a messenger RNA of Ahaetulla prasina, 2774 nucleotides long. RefSeq lists its product as uncharacterized. The transcript has 7 exons. The coding region runs from base 593 to 1639 and encodes 348 amino acids. The record is from RefSeq and is a predicted model, not a curated record. Lineage: Eukaryota; Metazoa; Chordata; Lepidosauria; Squamata; Colubridae.